Molecule: messenger RNA, 5046 nt
Organism: Cherax quadricarinatus
Lineage: Eukaryota; Metazoa; Arthropoda; Malacostraca; Decapoda; Parastacidae
Source: RefSeq, a predicted model, not a curated record
CUAUAUCUAAUAUUCUGCUGCUCAGGUGGUGUACGGAUGUGUGAUGGUGUUGAUGGUGAUGAUGGUGGUGAUCUUCGAGGACAAGAUGCAGCAGUUCAUUGAUCCUGAACACGUCAGCGCUUGGUAUGGUGGACGCUUUAGAUCACCUAAAAUCUGGAGCCAGCUGGUACCCGAGUUCCUUGGAGUAGAGAAGGACCUGGAGAAUACUGAUACCUAUCCUCGGGAGGAGAAUCAAGAUGGCGGAGGUCCUCGUGACAGUAAGCUGCUCGACCCACCAAAAAUUCCUUAUGUGAAAGAAAUGCCGAAAAAGUUUUUAAAGGCAGACCUCGGCCUUGACCCUGAAAAUCCCCCGCUGAAGAAGAUCUUAGUCUGGGUCAACGGGUACGGGUCGAAAGCAAUGUCAUUCGGCUUUGGUCGAGCGCCGUUCCAGAUGGCCGAGUGUGAGGUAGACACCUGCAUGGUCACUGGCAAUCGCUCCUUCGUGCCUGUGGAGGCGUUUGAUGCUAUCAUCUUCCACUUUAGGGCAAUGGAACCCCUUCAGUUACCAAAAAUAAGGUCUCCUCACCAACGGUGGGUGUUCUGGGAGGUAGAAUCAGCCUCAUACGUCUACCAGAACCCGUCACUCUAUAAUGGCCUCUUCAACUGGACCAUGACGUACAGAAGAGAUUCUGACAUACCUUAUCCGUACGGGCGUGCUAACGCGCUCUCUUCGUCACCUCUGACACCGUCACCAUCACCACUGCCAUCAUCAACUACGGAGAAACCCAAGAAGAACUACGCCGCCGGAAAAACGAAAAUGGCUGCCUGGUUCGUCUCCAACUGCUUCACUCACUCGAGAAGAGAGAAGUUGGUCAACUUCAUGAAGAAGUUCAUCCCGGUAGACGUGUAUGGAAAGUGUGGACCUCUGAAGUGCUCCAGAGACACCACCUCUUUGUGCUACGAGUUGCUGGAGAAAGAUUACAAGUUCUACUUCUCAUUUGAAAACUCUCUCUGUAAAGACUACGUCACAGAGAAAUUAUUCUCUGUUCUCAGGUACAAUGUAGUACCGGUAGUGUUGGGUCUUGGAGACUACGCCCACAUUGUUCCUCCUCACUCCUACAUCAACGUCCUGGACUUCUCAAACCUGCAGAGCCUCGCUAACUAUCUCAAGUACCUCAACAACAACGACACCGCUUAUAAUGAGUACUUUAAAUGGAAGGAUCACUACUCCGUGGACGACGGGUGGUCCAGCACUGCCCAAAAUUUCUGUGAGCUGUGUAAAAAGCUGCACAACGACACUGUGCCCAAGACCUAUCAGGACAUCAGGAAGUGGUUCAUGUCCCAGGGGGGUUGUAAGAAACUGGAUACAAGUGCCUGGAGCAAGCUCUUGGUUUGACACCACUGAACUAAUGGACUGUGUGUGUUACCAUGUGGCCGAUCUUCUGUUGUCGGAGGUACUAGACGUGUUCCCGCAUGAACUGCAGAUACACUUUCUGUGAUUAAACAAGGUUAAGGCUAGUUGCUGCAAGCUUGUUUUACGCUAGUACAGUAUUUCGCUGCCUGGAUGAGGUAGAGUGCGGUCGUGCUUUGCACCCCUCUACUGUUUUCCCAGACGAGCUACUCAGUCAACAACAUGGCGCCAGGUGUGUGCAGAAGGGUGAAUACUGUGGGUAUUGAGCUCAUUAGUGGGGCUUUAACGCCUACGUCAGUUGAUGUGUUAUUGCCCAAAAUUGUGAGAGAGACAUAUGGCAUCAGAGACGAGGAUUUGUAUGGAGUGGCACUGAACGGUGUGUAUAGAAUAUUCGUGAAGGUGCUAACUGCUCAAGUAUACGAGGCGUUGGUGGAUCGUUAUCAAGAUGUCAGCAUUAACGUAACACCGGCAGUGAGGGUCAAGUUGACGGAUGUAUCACGACAUUAUUCGUGGGUUAAGCUCCGAAACGUGCCUUUUGAGGCUGAUGAAGUGGAUAUACGCAAUGUUUCCGAACGUUAUGGCACUGUACAUCUGGCCCAACCUGGUAAAUGGGUAAAAGGAGCUUACACAGGUUAUCCUGAGGGUUCUUUCAAUCUCAAGAUGACGCUAAGGCAUCCUAUACCCUCGUAUGUAUAUCUCGAGGAGUUUAGAACCCAGGUAAUGGUAGCGUAUGCUGGGCAGAGGCGUACAUGCCGACUGUGUGGCGAAUAUGACCAUAUGGCGGCAGAUUGUGGCAAGUGGAAUAUGGCUCCUGGGCCGGCAAGGGGCGGAGCACCUGUCCAUGAGAAACCGAUGCCUGAGGAAGAACGGAGGCAAGGAGGAGGGCGUGGUCGCUUGUGGAGUGAAGAGGUGACGGCUCCUCCUGUGGAAUCAGAAGAAGUGGAGAUCCAUGAAUCACCUGGCCCAUCAACAGUACAGCUGUCAAGUGAAGAGGUGCAGGUGGGCGCAGAAGUAAAAGCUAUUGAGGAGGAGUUGGAGACGGUGAUACAGGCUAUGUUAGAGUCUACGGAGGUGGAGAGUCACAGUGAGCAGGAACCUGGGAUCAGGGCAGAAGGUGUGUGCGGGAGGGGGGAGGAUCAGGUGGCACCUGUGAUGGACAGUGUGAGUGCCAUGGAAGGACAUGGAGGCGGAUUAAGGGUGGUAGAGGUGGAAGUCCAUUGUGCUGGCUCCCAGGACUCAGAUAUGGAAACUGAAGGAGCUACAAGGAAAAGGGCAGCAGAGUCAGAUUCGGACGAUGUUCUGACGCCGGCGCAAAGGCCAGGAAAAAAGACAUGGGGUUAUGGUGCUCAGAGUGACUCUACGAGAGGGCCACAACAGAAGGGGGGGAUGGUUGGGAAGGAGGGUGGAGUAUGUGGCAAAGGCAAAGCCCAGGGAAAUGGUUUGAAAGGGAAGAGUCAUGACAUGAGGUGGGGAGGGAAACCUUAAGCCGGCCUCAGGUGUGUAACAAUAAAUAUUAAUGGUCUGUGUGAUGGUGUUAAACGUGAGUGCUUCAGGAUGUUUUUGAAUAGGUACAAGAUUGACGUAGCUUUUGUGCAGGAGCACAAUUUUAAGCUUGGUCGUGAAUUAGAGGUGCCUGGGUAUCAGGCUUAUGUGUUGCCGUCUGAGCGCUUAAAAGGAGGAGUGGGUGUGUUGAUCAGGGAGGUGAGCCCGUUUGUAUUGCACAGGAAAGAGGGGGGGAGGGGGGAGAGUAUUACGUGUGGAAGGAUGGUGGAUGGGAGAGAGAGUGGUGUUUGUGUGUGUGUAUGCCCCAGCAGAAAGUGACGUGAAAGUGAAGAUGGAUUUUGUGCGGGAGGAGCUCGUGUACUACCUACGCACGUUACCGUCGGUGGCGAUUGUGGGAGGGGAUUGGAAUUGUGUAGUUAAGAGGGCAGACGUGGAACCCAGAGGAGCAGGAUAUUUUUCCUCAGUCUUGGGAGGCCUGCUUAGAGACCUUCAGUUACGUUAUGCUUUCGGGGGAGGUCUGUGGCAGGUGGAACAUACGUUUAUAAGAAUGGGAUAUGCGGCUCGUUUGGACAGGUUAUAUUUAUCUCAGAGGGUUUUGGUAGAGUCUUUUAAAACUAUUGAGAUGGUGUCUUCCGAUCAUAGGGCGGUAUUAGUGGAGGUGGGGUGGGAUGCUUUGGCUCGUAGGCAGGGAAGUUAUUGGAAACUGAACACGAUGGUUUUGAGGGAUAGGGAGGGAUUGGAAGGUUUUGCAGUAUUUUGGGAACAGCUCUGGGCGGACAGAAGGACUGAGGAGAAUGUGGUAGGAUGGUGGGAUAGUGUGGCUAAGGUAAGAAUACGUCAAUUUUAUGUGAGGGAGGGUAAACGCAUUAAUCAAUUGCGGUAUGGUUUGUCAAAUUAUUUAGAAUCUAGAUUACGGGAUUGUUACAAGGGGGGGGGCUGUGGCCGGGGUGUACCCAGUGGAGGAUAUACACAUGUUGAAGGGCAGGAUAAGGGAUUUGCAAGAAGAACGUUUUGCAGCGGUACGUAUACAGGCGGGGUUGGACGAAGUACUAUGAGGCGACAAGCCAUCGGCUUGUGUGCUGCGAGGACAGAAGGUACGACAGCGAACGACUACAAUACCGAGAUUGCAAGUCAUUUCUUUGGUGGGGGGGGUUUAGAGAGGGACAGGUAUUACGGGAAGCCAUGGGGAUGAGUGCAUAUGCAGAUAGAUGGUUUGAGGAAUAUGGGAAAAGUAGUGGGGUAGAUGGAGACGUUCUUGGGCAGGUAUGUGAGUAUGUGCCAUGCAAACUGGGGAGGAGUGAUCGGGAGGCACUGGGUGGGGUCAUUGAGGAGGAGGAAAUAUGGAGAGCCCUUAUGGACAUGAGGAAGGGAAAGGCACCCGGGAUCGAUGGUUUACCAAGCGAAUUUUAUGUACAGCACUGGGGUCUGCUUAGGGGUUUCCUAGUAGAGUUAAUGAAUACCAUGAAGGAAGGAGGUAAGAUGGGAGAAUCACAGUCAACGGCGGUGGUGGUGUUGGUCCCGAAGGGUAAACAGCAGAGUACCCUUCGGGAUUACCGAGCCAUUUCGUUGCUUUGUGCUGAUUAUAAAUUGUUCGCGAAAAUUCUUGGGAAUCGGCUUAAAUGUGUUGUGGGGAGGGUCGUGUUUGAGUCUCAGUUUGGGUUGCCUGGUAGGUCAAUGGGCGAGGGCCACGGGAUCAUAAAGGGGUUCCUGGAGGACAUGGAAAGGGGAAGAGGGGCGUUGGUGGCAUUGGAUUGGCAAGGGGCUUAUGACAGGGUGGAAAGAAAGGCUUUGAGGGAUAUUCUCCUACGACAGGGGUUUGGCGAAGAAAUAGUGGGGUGGGUGGAUACGUUGUACUCAAACGCGAAGGUAAGGGUGCAAAUUAAUGGGUGUGUGGGGGAAGGAGUCACCAUGGAGCGGGGUCUUCGGCAGGGAUGUCCAUUAUCACAACUUUUGUUUGCAUGUGUUCAGGAUCCCUUUUAUAGGAUGGUGGAGGAUCGUCUAAGGACAGGGGAUGGGGAUGGUGAGCAGAAACCUUGGCCUGGUUUGGUGGGCUAUGUUGAUGAUACAACUAUUUUGGUGAGUGAGGAGACACGGUUAGGACUUUUGGAGGAAGUUGUACACAAUUUUGGGAGAGCUACUGGGAUGAAGGUAAA